UCGUCUUCUUCCUCUCCGCCUGCUCGCUUCCCCAACCCACUCACGCUUCCGCUGUGCCUGCCAGUUACCUUGCGCCUCACUGGAUCGCACCAACCCUCUCCCGCUCAUCGGACGGCGAUGCAGGUCGGGGACGGCGGUGGGGACUCGGCGGACUUGCGGGGCCGCCACCGGAUCCAGGCCGAGCUCAAGAAGCUCGAGCAGGAGGCGCGCUUCCUCGAGGAGGAACUUGAAGAGCUCGAUAAAGCGGAUAAGGUAUCAUCUGCGUUGCAAGAGUUUCUAAUAGCAAUGGAAAGAAAAGCUGACCCUCUACUUCCUGUAUCUGCUGGACCUGUGAAUCAGUCCUGGGAUAGGUGGUUUGAAGGUCCUCAAGAUCUGCGCGGAUGCAAAUGCUGGUUUUUGUGAUACUGGGCAAUAUUAUCAAGAGAAACAGCAAGAGGCGAUUCUUGCUACCAUUCAAGUGUACAUCAUUUUUUUUGUCCCCGCAGUAUAACCAGUAUCCAUUUGAGGCGAGGAUUCUGGAUGGCAUCAUCCAAAGAUCCGUGUAAGGCGUGAAGGACUCAGGAAAUGGCCUGAGAAGUGAGGACAGAAAUCUGGAAUUCAAAAGUGACAAACUUUGUCCUAACAUGUUCUCUGUAGACUGAACUGAACUCUUGUUGACUGGCAAUCAGUUUGUUUUGUGUUUAUCCAACCCAAAUGCCUUACUUUUCU
Zea mays is the source of this 708-nucleotide messenger RNA. Its product is annotated as AGG2. NCBI's taxonomy places the organism in Eukaryota, Viridiplantae, Streptophyta, Magnoliopsida, Poales, Poaceae. Gene Ontology annotation, biological process: G protein-coupled receptor signaling pathway. Bases 118 to 402 code for a protein of 94 amino acids. The record is from RefSeq and is marked provisional. The transcript is spliced from 4 exons.